Molecule: messenger RNA, 1869 nt
Organism: Xenopus laevis (African clawed frog)
Lineage: Eukaryota; Metazoa; Chordata; Amphibia; Anura; Pipidae
Gene: snorc.S
Product: secondary ossification center associated regulator of chondrocyte maturation S homeolog
Exons: 4
Coding region: 1127-1480 (117 amino acids)
Biological process (GO): cartilage development
Source: RefSeq, a predicted model, not a curated record
UUAGAAACAUUUUUUAUUUUGCACAGCCUAUCCAUUUACCCAGUUUUUAUUUUUACACUGAACUGUUCCUUUAAAGAUCAGCCUUUAAACUCCAAGCUCAGGCAGGAAUUACUUUGUCAGGGUUGGGAGAGACAAAGAAACCUGUGUGUCAAUAAACUGCUGUAGAGCAAAACACUUUUGACUGUCAGCCUAUGCUGUCUUCUCCACUGACUAUGCUUGGGCAAGACUUCUCAAACUUAAGUUCAUUUAAACAUGGAGGAAAAAUUUUUAUAGUCUUGAGAAUGGUCCUUGUGCUUACAUACUUGUCUAAUUAAUGAACAGCGUUUGCUUUUAACUCUAUGAUGACUCUCCUUAUAAAUGCUGUUCUUUGCCAAAGUCAAUUCAUUUAGGGAUGCAAUAAAUCCAGGGUUCGGUCUGGGCCCCUACUGCAGGACUCCAUUGGGUGGAACACUUAGUCACAUGACAUCCCUAAUGUUGUUUGGCUGAGUUUGUUUUUAUUAGAAAUACGGUUUGUGCGGAAGAGACCAUUUAAGUCCCUGGGGAGAAAGAAGUUGGCCCAGGUCGUUUGAUGGUUUGUAAUGAAUUGAUAAAACUGACAAUGCACAGUAAUUAAACAGAGCACAUGAAAAAAUAAAUAUACAGCAGAUUGAUUAUCCACAGUUAAUGACACUUGGGGUUCAUUGGGAUUCAGCAACACUUCCGUGAUUACUAUGUUGCUUGGUUUGGGGGGAUCCUUUACCUUGGUGAGCAGAGGUAAGUGCCAUCAUUUCAUUUCAAACUAAAGGUUCUAUGUAUAUACAUAAUGGGCCUGACUGCAGGGAAUACAGACCCUCAAAAGCGCAGUAUAUACAGUCCGAAACCCACAGGCACAGGGUUCUGUACCAUAAAUCCUUUGCAGGAGGAUAAACUGUAUAAUAACCAUCACUGCUUGUGUUUGCAAAAGCCAUGGCUCCUCCAGAGCGUGAUACCAACAGUGAUUAAAGUAUCUUUAUAGGGCCAAGACAUUGGAGACCCGUUUAGGCUACGUGAGAAGACACAGACACCUUUGUUAACCCAGGAGCAGCGAGGUCCCUUUAGCUUUCACCUCUUCUUCCCUCUGCAUCUUCUCAUCGGUGUCGGCAAAGAAAUGCCUUGCACGGGGACUUCAUCGCUUCUGCUGCUGCUUGCCGGAGUCUUGCUUCCUGCAAUGCUCUCAGCAGGGUAUCCUCAAGCUGCAGCCCCCACUCACUGGUUUGAACCUCCGGAGCUACCGUCAGGUGUAGAACCCAUAGACACCACACCAUCAGUCCGCCUUUUCGACGUAACCGGCAUUCCCUCUGAUGCUUCUGAACCAGAUCCCACACAUGAAGACCCUCUGGGAAACGAUGAUGGUUCUCUGGGUCCGGGGGCCGUUGCUGCAAUAGUCCUGGCUGCACUACUGGGCACCUCUGUCCUCAUUGCUCUCAUCGUCAUCACUUUUAGGAAGUUCUCUGCACCUUAAAACAAUAAAGCAAGUCUAUGUCUAUAUAUAUAUAUAUAUAUAUAUAUAUAUAUAUAUAUAUACUGUAUACAACCAGUGUGGGAUCAUUGAUGGCCCAGGUGCAAAGGCAAGACGACAAAAUGAGCAGAUACUGCAGAUGGAGCCCUGUUUUACUGCCUUUAUAAAUAAAGCAUUGUUUUCGAGGGAGGGAUUCACGUCCUGGGGACCCAGAAGACAUCAUUGCUUAAGAGCGACGCCUGACGUUAUUCACAUGCAUUAUUUAAUUCGUAACAUGUCUGAACAUAAAAAUGUAUAUCAAACUUUGCUUAGAAAGAUAAAACAUCUUUACAAUCUGUCAACAUUUAUUUGGAUUCACGUCAUUCCCAUAAAUAAAGAUUGUGUUCUUAAGA